GCAAAUCUUUAUUCUACACACACUAAUUUAGUCCAAAAUUUUGAACAAUAGACCCAUACAUAGAGGAAUUUUAAAUCACCAGAUGUCUAUCCUGUUGUAUAUUCUUAUUUGCAUAUUUGAGUACUUACGUCGCUGGUACCAGGUGUCCAAACUUCCACCUACCCUCAUUCAAGGAGAUGUACUUUUGAUUUUUGCCCAUCCUGAUGACGAAGCCAUGUUCUUCUCACCACUCCUGAAUUACUUACGAAGCAAAAACAUUAUCUGCCAUUUUCUUUGUUUAUCCAGCGGUGAUUCGGAAGGCAAAGGUGAACAAAGAGAGCAAGAGCUUUACGAGAGCGGGAAGUACUUUGGUGUUAACAAACGGAAUAUAAAAAUUGUAAACCAUCCUGAGCUUAGAGAUGGACUGAGAGAAAAGUGGUCUCAUAUCCUUGUAAAACACGAAGUGGAUUCUUACCUCAAAAAAAAUGGAAGUAUUUCUACCCUAGUCACAUUUGACAAGUUUGGAAUAUCAAGCCAUCCAAACCACAUUGCCGUUCAUAAUGGUGUUCUAGAAUUAAAGCGAAGCAUGCCUUCUGGUCUUUUAUUUUUACAGAUCCGUAGUCGAAGUAUUGUGUUGAAGUAUAUGGGAAUUUUUUCUGUCAUAGGUUCUUUAUUUUUCGCGAAGGAAAAUCGUGAUCGGAGGAAUUUUAAUAUUCUUAUCCCACCAUUUUCACUUCUUUAUAUUUGGAACGCUAUGAUGAAUCAUGCCACACAGUUGGUAUGGUUUCGUUAUUUAUUUGUAAUUUUUUCUUCGUAUACUUACCUUAACGAAUUCACUGAACUGAAACCUUAG
This is a messenger RNA of Phytomonas sp. Hart1, 832 nucleotides long. NCBI's taxonomy places the organism in Eukaryota, Euglenozoa, Kinetoplastea, Trypanosomatida, Trypanosomatidae. The record is from the annotation of a GenBank genome assembly.